Messenger RNA from Schizosaccharomyces octosporus yFS286, 240 nucleotides. RefSeq lists its product as uncharacterized. The transcript has a single exon. The record is from RefSeq and is a predicted model, not a curated record. Lineage: Eukaryota; Fungi; Ascomycota; Schizosaccharomycetes; Schizosaccharomycetales; Schizosaccharomycetaceae. Gene Ontology annotation, cellular component: cytoplasm. The coding region runs from base 1 to 240 and encodes 79 amino acids.
AUGCCCAACCCUGGAAACGUCGCUGGAGGCUACAAAGCCUCUCUUCAUAAUCCUAAUGUAUCCGAUGAGGCUAAACAGCACUCGAAGGAGGUCCUGGAGCAUGAAGACUUCAGUAGAAGUCCCACUCACGCCAAGAACCCUGGUAAUGUCGCAGGAGGUUACAAAGCCGCUCUCCACAACCCCCAUGUUUCCAAAGAAACCAAGAAACACGAUCAGGAAGUCCUGGAGGAAUUGGAGUAA